This is a messenger RNA of Aaosphaeria arxii CBS 175.79, 724 nucleotides long. RefSeq lists its product as uncharacterized. Lineage: Eukaryota; Fungi; Ascomycota; Dothideomycetes; Pleosporales. The transcript has 2 exons. The coding region runs from base 219 to 632 and encodes 137 amino acids. The record is from RefSeq and is a predicted model, not a curated record.
ACCAUUUCAAAUGCCCAAACUAGACUCCCAGGCACGUUGAUGUUCCACGAUGCGAGUUCUCGCCAUAUCCAUUUUCGCUGCUAUCGCCACAACUACAUUUGCUCUUCCCACCACCCCAAAACUUUCACGCAAGGACGUUUCUUCCCAAUAUCACGUCUCCGACCUCCAAGACGGAAUCGAGAAUCGACAACCCUGCUCUUUGAUCCCUUGCACAAGCCAUGACCUGUGCAGACAGCAGGGCUGCCACCUGUGCGACAUUCACUCUGGCAUUGGGAUGCUUAAAACAUGUGCGUGAGAGAAACGAUGUCGGGUGGCUUGACAUCGACAUGUUGGAGGAGUCGAGCAUGAUGAGUGAGAUAUAUGUUGUUGGAUGCGAAUCGAACGUAGAAGGCCCAAAUACAGCGCUUAAUCUAUCUCAUUUGAACGUGGUAUCUUCUCAAGGUGACGAUGCGAUUCGUGACAUGAAAACGGCGUCGUUUGAAACUCCCUCUGUUUCAUCUCUCGCGUGUGGACUCCAAUCUCACAUCAGCUACGAGCGAAGAUUUGUAGAAUCGCAUCGACUUCAUCUCAUAUUCAGGGCAGGAAGACGAUGCUUAUAUAUCAAGAAGCCCAGGCACGCAUUUCUAUCUUGAGCCAACGAGUGUGAGUACUUGUAAAGGUAACAAGUGGAGUGCGACUAAAUAUCUUACUUUGGCCAGCUUUUGUCUGUGAUACAGGUUAGUCA